GAGCGUAUUAAAGUUAAAAAAAAAAAAAACGAAAACAAAUCGGAAAAAGACGGAAGUGAGUGCUUUGUGCUGCCGCCGGUGAUGUGCUGAAAACGCCUCGCCAAACUAGCCCAAUUUCCCAAGCGAGAUACCGAUUUUGCAAUCAAAGUAACGCCACGGAGUGCAGCAAAAAAAGAAAAAAACCACAAUAGCAACAGCAAACAUGGCACUGAAGAAAGUGAAGGGUAACUUUUUCGAGCGUAUGUUUGAUAAAAACCUCACCGAUUUGGUGCGCGGCAUUAGGAACAACAAGGAUAAUGAGGCCAAAUACAUAUCGACGUGCAUCGAGGAGAUCAAACAGGAGCUGCGGCAGGACAAUAUCAGUGUCAAGUGCAAUGCAGUGGCCAAGUUGACCUACAUACAAAUGCUGGGCUACGACAUCUCCUGGGCGGGCUUCAACAUCAUCGAGGUGAUGAGCUCAUCCAGAUUCACCUGCAAGCGAAUUGGCUACCUGGCGGCCAGCCAAUGUUUCCAUCCAGAUAGUGAGCUGCUCAUGCUGACCACCAAUAUGAUACGCAAGGAUCUCAACUCACAGAACCAAUACGACGCGGGUGUGGCGCUCAGCGGACUAAGCUGCUUCAUAUCCCCCGAUCUGUCCCGCGAUUUGGCCAACGAUAUUAUGACACUGAUGAGCUCAACAAAGCCGUAUCUGCGCAUGAAAGCCGUCCUUAUGAUGUAUAAAGUAUUCCUACGCUAUCCCGAAGCAUUGAGACCUGCAUUUCCCAAACUCAAAGAGAAACUGGAGGAUCCUGAUCCAGGUGUUCAAUCAGCUGCCGUGAACGUUAUUUGUGAAUUAGCACGUAAGAAUCCAAAAAACUACCUGCCCCUGGCGCCGAUCUUCUUCAAGCUGAUGACCACAUCGACCAACAACUGGAUGCUGAUCAAGAUCAUCAAGCUGUUUGGCGCUUUAACCCCCUUAGAACCCCGGCUAGGAAAGAAAUUAAUAGAACCACUCACAAAUCUAAUUCAUAGCACCUCGGCGAUGAGUCUCCUGUACGAGUGCAUCAACACGGUGAUCGCGGUGCUCAUCAGCAUCAGCAGCGGCAUGCCCAACCACAGUGCCUCCAUCCAGCUCUGCGUGCAGAAGCUGCGCAUCCUCAUCGAGGAUUCGGACCAGAACUUGAAAUAUCUCGGACUGUUGGCCAUGUCGAAAAUCCUGAAGACGCACCCGAAGAGUGUGCAGGCGCACAAGGAUCUCAUACUCGCCUGCCUGGACGACAAGGACGAAUCGAUACGACUGCGCGCCCUGGACCUGCUGUACGGCAUGGUCUCGAAGAAGAACCUAAUGGAGAUUGUCAAGCGAUUGCUGGGCCACAUGGAGCGGGCAGAGGGUUCCGCCUACCGAGACGAAUUGCUCUACAAGGUGAUCGAGAUAUGCGCCCAGAGUUCCUAUCUCUAUGUGACCAACUUCGAGUGGUAUCUCACCGUGCUCGUGGAGCUCAUCCAACUGGAGGCUGGCUCACGGCACGGCCGCCUCAUUGCAGAGCAACUCCUUGACGUGGCCAUUCGAGUGCCUGUGGUCCGGCAAUUCGCCGUCAACGAGAUGACCAAUCUGCUGGACACGUUCACCGUUUCGGCGCAAAGCAAUUCCAUGUACGAGGUGCUCUACGCCGCCGCCUGGAUCGUUGGCGAGUUCGCUGGCGAGCUGGAGGAUGCGGAGAAGACGCUCAACAUCCUGCUGCGCCCGAGGCUACUGCCCGGCCACAUCCAGGGUGUCUACGUGCAGAACGUGAUCAAGCUAUUCGCCCGCCUGGCCACCACGUGCUUAGAGCUUCAGGAUCUGCCUGGUUUGGUGACACUCUGCGACCAUGUGCUGGAUAAGCUACAGCACUUCAAUGGUUCCAGCGACAUUGAGGUGCAGGAGCGUGCCAAUUCCGCUUGCAUGCUGAUCGAGAUGCUGCGCAACCAGCUGUCCACUUCGACCGAUGCCAUGGCCAUGGACACGACGACGGAGGGCGGCAUACCGCCGCUGGCCAUUGAGAUUGUCCAGGAGAUGACGCUGCUGUUCACAGGCGAGCUGAUUCCGGUGGCGCCCAAGGCGCAGCGUAAGGUGCCCCUGCCGGAUGGGCUGGAUCUGGACGAGUGGAUCAAUGCUCCGCCUCCGGAAGAUGCGGCGAGCAGUUCGUCCUCGGAACACGACAAGGACGAGCUAUUCGUUAGUGCCGCCCAGGCAGGAUCGGCAGCUGAUGGUGGCGGCGGAAAGCGGCGGCAGAGUUUGGAGCUCACGCCCGAGCAACUGGAGCGGCAGCGAAUGGCUCGGCUCAUUGAGCAGUCGAACAAUCCUCAUUACCUCAAGUCCACGCCCACGGCGAGUGGUGCCUCGAAUGCGGAUCAGUAUGACAAUAUUGAUGACAUACCCAUUACGGAGCUGCCGCUGGACAUGGAGGGCGUGGCCGCUCUGCGCGUGGGCAUCACCAAGCGAUCGGAUAAGUACCUCCAGGAACAGCAGGCGGCACAGGGCGGCAAGGAUGGCAAGAAGAAGCAUAAAAAGGGCAAAAAGAGCAAAAAAGCCAAGAAUAAAGUGGCGUACAACAGCAGCUCCGAAUCGGAAGGAGAGCCGAAACCCUUGCACAUUGUGAACACCACGCUGGACAUGCCCGAAGGUGUCUCCAUGUCGGACAGCGAGGACAAGGAUGGCAAAUACGAUCCAAAUGAUCCGCAUCGAGCCCUGGACAUUGAAUUGGACAUCACGGACUUCGAAGCGCCUGCGGUGAGGUCCUCGUCCAAAAAGUCAGCGGCGGGCAAAGAGAAUCUCAAAACGCCGGCGGAGUCGGCAGGCAGUGGUAACACCGCCAAGAAGGAUAGGAAAAAGGAUAAGGAUAAGGACAAGGAGCGGAAGGCGAAGCGGGAGCACCGGGAUAGCAAGCGGGAACGCAAGGAGGCUGCUGUUCAGCCGGUGAUCGAUCUCAUCGAUGCUGACACGCCCACUCCCAGUCCCAGCCACAUCUCCGCCCCCAGCAACAAUAGCAACGACAACAACAACAUUUCAACCAUCCUUCCAGAUGCCCCCAAGCAUCACAAAAAGAAGAAGAACAAGGAGAAGUCGACGGAUGGUGCGCCUGAUGCCCUGGCCACCGCCACCGCCACCGCCAUCGGGAGCAACAUCAUUGAUAUGGGCGCGGAGGUGGCGUCCAAGGCGCACAAGAAGAAGCAUAAAAAGGAGAAGUCGCAGCGCAAGGAGAAGAAGGCUUCCGAAUCUGCAUCAGCAUCCGUAUCCGCCAUCGUUUCGAUCGGCGAAUACGAACAGCCACUGGGAAUCUCAACGCCCAGCAAAGAGAUUUUGUAAUUGCUAAGCUCCAAGUUCCACUAUUAUAAUUAAUCAUUAUUACGAUUGUUUUUUGUGUCGAUUCAUUACGCGUUUACUCGAAAAACAGGAGAGGCGAAGCUAGCUUCACACUCUCCAUUUUCGUUAAGUUGAAACAAUUGCCUCCUAAAAAAGAAAAAAGAAGAAAAACUAAACAAAUUAUCGCUGCGAUAUAAAAACAAAACCAACAUUGAACAAAUUGAUAUGCUAAAAAAUAAAUCAACAUAAACCGUAUAAAUAUAUAUAUAUAUAAAUAAUUAUUAAUAUAUAGAAGUGUAAUUUUAAAAUGUAAAAUGCCGCCAGUCUGCCAAUUGCGGCUUAAAACAUGAAGAAAGCUACAAACGGUAAAGAAAUAUGCAAAAAUGAUCAACUGCAAAUCGGAAUCCAAUGCAAUGCAGUUCGAUUCCAGGAUAUACUAUCUAUUUUUGAUGAAUUUGUAGCCUAGAACAUGCGAUUCCACUAAAAACACACCCACAAACACAGACAAUUAUAUAGCUAUAGUUAUAUAAAAUGGAAUUUUAUAAUGAAUCCCACACAGAGAAUAGAACAAACUGCAUGGAUUGUAAAAACAAAUGAUAUAUGUAUACAUGUGAAACCAUAUGAAUCAAAUAUAAAGUACUGCUAUACACUAAAUAAUUACUAAAAAAAAAAACUGAUACAGAAACGGAACAGAAGCUAAGUGAAAUUAUACAUACAUGCAUAUUAUAUACAAACACCCACACAAACCCACAUACAAGUAUAUAAACGUUAAAUAAAUGAAAAGUACAAUGCA
Drosophila teissieri is the source of this 4115-nucleotide messenger RNA. It is a transcript of the gene garnet, whose product is annotated as AP-3 complex subunit delta. Gene Ontology annotation, cellular component: endosome membrane; membrane coat; AP-3 adaptor complex. Bases 203 to 3325 code for a protein of 1040 amino acids. The record is from RefSeq and is a predicted model, not a curated record. Gene Ontology annotation, biological process: Golgi to vacuole transport; neurotransmitter receptor transport, postsynaptic endosome to lysosome; synaptic vesicle budding from endosome. Lineage: Eukaryota; Metazoa; Arthropoda; Insecta; Diptera; Drosophilidae. The transcript has 13 exons.